Anastrepha obliqua is the source of this 2096-nucleotide messenger RNA. It is a transcript of the gene tx, whose product is annotated as helix-loop-helix protein delilah. The transcript has 3 exons. Lineage: Eukaryota; Metazoa; Arthropoda; Insecta; Diptera; Tephritidae. The record is from RefSeq and is a predicted model, not a curated record. The coding region runs from base 445 to 1674 and encodes 409 amino acids. Gene Ontology annotation, molecular function: protein dimerization activity.
AUACAAAUAGUAUUUGUAGAUCGCAUAAUUUGAGUAUUUAGUGAGUUAACUCAUCGCGAAGCGGUAUCGUCAUCUGUUGAUUUCUUGUGCGCUAGCUAUCCACCUCAGUUUGUAUUCGUAUGCUUCUAUGUAUACAUUUCGAUGUCGUGUACUUUUGCUCAUACUCUCUCAUUUUGGGGUUUAUUCUGAUUGGGUGCGCGUUAUAAAUAUACCGUUGUGAUGCCAUGCGGCGAUGCGGUAUUCUGAUGCGGCGAGUGAUGAGCGAUCUCCACAAAAUGAAAAUGCGAUGCGUGCAUAGCUGCGGACAAUUCUGAUAAUCGGAUAUUUUUAGAUUGCAUGUGAAUUCAGAACGGCAGCAGCAAUAGCAACAGCAAUAAAAGAAAAAGUCAAAUUAGAUUCGGCAUCGAAAAAAUCAGCAGCUAGUGGAUAUACAUAUUUCCCCUCAUGAAACUACCAUCGCCCUACAAAAUGCAUGAUUGCAGCUCAUUAUUAGCUGGCAGCCAGCGAAGUGCGGAAGAGUGUAAAAGCAGUAAAGUCGGUAGCCGUAAGGAGAAAUAUUCAUUGCGUGAACGUCAAAAGCGUCGACUUGGAUUGGCGAGUGUGGUCGAUUUGCCGAAACGUUCAAACCACAAGGAUGAUAUUGAAGAGACCACAGGACCGCAGCGCACACAAAAUACCACAAUGUCCAAAUCGAAAGCGCCUCCACUCAGCAAAUACCGACGGAAAACCGCCAAUGCGCGUGAACGUACGCGCAUGCGUGAAAUCAAUUCCGCGUUUGAGAAUUUGCGGCAUUGUGUGCCACCAAGCAUCGCCGUCGAUGAGACGGGGCCAACCAAUGAAAAACUUACAAAAAUCACAACGCUACGGUUGGCCAUGAAGUAUAUAAACUUGCUGUCGGAGGUGCUAAAUACUCCUAAUUUUAAAGGAGAAUUGCCAUUCGACUUUUUAUGUGCUAGUGACGAGACAACGAUAAAACAGAAGCCGGCACCAAAAGCUUUGAAAGUUGAGUCUAGUAAAUCUACUGCUGCAAUGCUUAAAAGUACCAAGCCAACAAACAAAGCCACCACAGGGCGCACAACUGUCAGUGCGCCGGUACAUAAGUCGCCCAAACGUUUGGGAAAACGUAAAAAGAAGGAGUUAAAGUCACCGUCCACCGCUGCGCUGGGUAGUAGCAGUAACACAAUGCCUGACUCAUGUCGCGCUAAUUUGUCAAAUACCAGCACUACUUCCUCCUUUGUAACAUGCAGUGGCGAUUCGCUCUCCUCACAUUCAUCAAGCUUCCUCGACAGUAUAACCAGUCCCAGUUAUUCCAGCAGUUUCGUGCCUUCCAUGUCCGAGCUGAAUAGUUUAACUCUAGAAUCUGAUGGUGAAUCGCUGCAUCUUUCCGAUCCCUGUCACAGUCCCUUACAAGACAAAUUCGAUAGUAUCUUUGGCGGCAGCGCGUUGGACUCCAGGCCGACAGUUGAACAUAAUAUUUUAGGUGAUAUCGAUGCGCCAUUGGAACUGAGCUUGCAGUUCCUUGGCACAACGCCCGAGUCGCUGGACUUCUCUAUGGAACAACCACCGACGACGUGCAUUAGUCCAUUAGUUUCUUUAGAUACAUUCAAUCCGUUUAGCGAUUUUCUACACCCAGAAUAUCCAGAGCAUGCAUCGUUGGAUAUGUUUCUAACAUAACCCGCGGAGUUGCAUCUACACCAAUGCAAUACGUUUUAACUAACUUAGUUUGAAUUACUUCAAUUGAUCGAAAGAGUUUUGAGCUUUGGGCUUUACCACAAGAAAGCUUACCCCUGCAACCAUUUCACGUGGCCAUCACUAGUAUUUCAUAUUAUUUCUUAUAGAUUAUAAUUUAAUACUUGUUGCUUAACUUAAUCAAAUAUUGAUGCAUUUAACUCAACUGAACUGAAGAAGUGCGUGGAAGUUUAAACUAUCAUACUUACUUUAAUAACAAAAUGAUCUGUAAUGUAUUAUCCUUUUGCGUCCCUGUUAAAUGGAGUUGACUGUAUUUUGUUUAACUAUUUUUCAUCUUUUUAUAUAGUUUUAUAAGAAACUUAGCUAACACUUUGAGAUUGUUUUCAUAAAGGAGAUUUAUAUGUUAA